AGGUAAAUUCUACUGAACCGGUUACCAGUCGCAUACUUCUUUGGAAGCCAGACAGUACGUUAGAAAGCAGUCCGGUGUACGGUACAAAAAAGUCUUUGUUACAAAAGAGAAGAUAUCUAAAACUUGACCAUGCCAGUUCCAGCACUUCAAAAACCUGCUCCCGCUUUUAAAGGCACUGCUGUUGUAAAUGGAGAAUUUAAAGAAAUUUCUCUUAGUGAUUAUAAGGGAAAAUAUGUUAUAUUAUUCUUCUAUCCAUUAGAUUUUACAUUUGUUUGUCCAACUGAAAUCAUCGCCUUUUCUGAUCGAGCUCACGAAUUUGAGCAAAUUGGUUGCAAACUUGUUGCAGCAUCUACUGAUUCUCAUUUUAGUCACUUAGCAUGGGUAAAUACACCACGAAAACAAGGUGGUCUUGGUGAAAUGAACAUUCCCCUUCUUGCUGAUAAAAGCACUAAGAUUGCACGCGAUUAUGGUGUACUUGAUGAAGAAAGUGGAAUUCCAUUCCGUGGUCUCUUUAUUAUAGAUGAUAAACAAAAUCUACGUCAAAUUACUAUUAAUGAUUUACCAGUUGGCAGAUCUGUUGAUGAGACUUUACGUUUGGUUCAAGCAUUCCAAUAUACUGAUAAACAUGGAGAAGUCUGUCCAGCUGGUUGGAAACCAGGAAAGAAAACUAUGAAGCCUGAUGUGGUUGCCUCUAAAGAAUACUUUAAAGAUUCAUAAAUCAAACAAAUAAAAGAAACGUAUUUUAU
Eufriesea mexicana is the source of this 746-nucleotide messenger RNA. It is a transcript of the gene Prx2, whose product is annotated as Peroxiredoxin 2. Gene Ontology annotation, cellular component: cytosol. NCBI's taxonomy places the organism in Eukaryota, Metazoa, Arthropoda, Insecta, Hymenoptera, Apidae. Gene Ontology annotation, molecular function: thioredoxin peroxidase activity. The transcript is spliced from 4 exons. The record is from RefSeq and is a predicted model, not a curated record. Gene Ontology annotation, biological process: leukocyte activation; removal of superoxide radicals; hydrogen peroxide catabolic process. The coding region runs from base 130 to 717 and encodes 195 amino acids.